CCACGGGGGUUCUAUUUAUAGAUCAAUGCAUUCAAAACCCUGUAUAAUUUAAAAGAAAUUUCUUAUCGUUACAGAUAAAAGAUAACAGGCCAGAUGCUGAUAUGCAAAGGGUCAGAGGUCUUCUUGUCACGCAUCUUUCCCUCAACCAUUGUACAGGGUGUUCCGAAAUUACUGGUCCUUACGAGAUACCCCGUAAGGUCCGAUAACUUCACAAAGCCUUGCAUACAUGUUGCAUCUAACCGUUGGGAUUCCAGAAAAAUGUAAAAAAUCAUAAAUUUCCUAAAGAGCAUUUGCCUUGUCACUGGAUUGUGCAAUAGUGUCCUAUGCCCAUGACACAAUGACAAAAUUAUUGACAAUGAAUUUGUACCGUCUCUUUAAUCACUGUGUUACGAUGCAUUGAACGUAGGUCAAGUCUAUUUCUAUACUGAUAAAAUCCAAAGAAUUGACUUUGUUACCAUGCAUAGUAUACAAACUGGUCCUGCAAUGCAAAGUGGAUGGAAUGUUUUAUAAUCAAUAUAGAACCAAAGUAUCGAAGAUCUGAUGGUUGUAAAAAUAUUCUAUCAUUAGAGCAAUUCAUUAAUUUUUUACGUCUCUGGAUUGCUAUACGUAAACUCUACAUGAGAGUACAUGAUCCAAUUGAAGAUAAUCGGCUGUCGGGAUAAUUCCAACUCACACUAUAACGAGACGUAUAGGCUUGGGUCACUGCGAUAGGAACUAUAAGGGUCAUCUCCGGACUUUCAUGAUACCAGUCCGCUGCGGCAUAGCUACGAUCACACAUCAUGAGCCAUACAGACUGUCAUCCCAGGAAAUUUCUUCUGCGAUGUUAUAUGGGCAAGAUCCUUUUUAUAUUGGCUUUAUCAUUUUAUGGCAGCGUGGCAGAGAAUAUCUUUGAACCAGGGAAAGAAUAUGUGUAUUCAUACAAUGCCACUUCAAAUUCUGGUGUGCUGUUGCCUAUUACAGCUGCUUCGUCCUGGGGUAUUUAUGGGACACUGGUGGUCCAGGUCCCAGAGGAGGAUGUUGUUGUAAUGCAGUUGAGAGAUUUACAAAUGGAUAUGCAAAAUGGACCGCCUGAUGGGCAAAGAGAAUUUAUAGAUGUUGGGAGUCAAGUUAAUGAAAUGUCAAAGCCCUUUAAAGUGACGUAUAAAAUGGGAUUAGUUGAGAACUUUAGCAUUGAAGCAGAACCUGUUUGGACGACAAAUAUUAAAAGAAGCAUCGUCGGAAUUUUACAAUUGGAUUUAUCUAGUUUAAAAAAACAGGCAGCGUUUCACUCUAAAGAGGUCAACCAUUACGGUCAAUGUUAUAUUGAGUAUGUAGUCAGUCCUCAAGCGACCGAUGAAAUUUUCGUAAUGAAAUCGACUGAUCCAAGGACAUGCGUUGGACAUCCCUUUUGGAGUUGGAGUAAUGUUCCAGUAAUGCUGUGUCCGAAUAACGAUCAAAAUCCAGUAUUAAAAUCUAGUGAGAGACUUUAUAGGGUGAAGUCAAGUGAUGCCAAAAAUACUAUUUUAUAUAUUAACGCAACAGGAGGAAUAUAUGUGCAGCCAUUUCAAAGUCUCGGUGAGGCGCAGUUCCUAUUUACACAACAAGUUUUUACUUUGUUAUCCACGGACAAUCUAAGGGAUAAAAUCUCUACAAGUGAAUUAUUUACUACAACCAUUCAGCAUGUACUUCCGGAAAAUGAUUUUACUCAAGGAAGAGGAUUACACGAUAAAGAUGAUGUAUUUGAAUCUAUAGGAGUUUUGCUGGAUAGAUUGAGCCAGCGACUUGAAAAUCCUGGAUUGGAUACAGAAAUUCAUAAUUUACAUAAUACAACAAUUUCUCAACUUCUCUUCUAUCUCAGCAUGUUGGAUCAGGCCGACCUACAAGUGGCUUACAAUAAAAUAUCUGGUACCAGUUACAAAGAGGAAACCAUAAGGAAUAUGUUCCUCGAAGCCUUACCACAGGUCGGAAGUAAAGAAGCAGCCUUGUUUGUUCAAAAUUUAGUUUUAAACAGGAAAGUCUCGGAUAUAACUGCAAUAUAUCUUUUGACACAUUUACCAUUUCACAUAAGAAAACCGGACAUUCAAUUGUUAGUAAGUUUGCAAACUUUACUCAAUCCUCCUGAAAAAGUAUCGCCAGAGGUACACAAUACAGGAAUUCUUACAUACGGCACAUUAAUUUACAAAACAUGUCUGCUGUAUUGUCCAUAUGAAAUGUUGGACGAUUACGUGCGCCUUUAUCUUGACAAAUUUACAGAAAGCAAACAGUAUGAGAAGAAAAUGGUUUGGCUUGAGGGAUUGUCUAACAUACAGUUGGGGAAAGUGGUGGAAUUUCUGGAACCUAUAGCUAGUGGUAGUAAUUCCGAAUCUCGACAUUUGCGUUUUUUAGCUGCCUGGGCAUCUUUGCCAACUGCUCCUUUAAGACCAGAUGUGAUAUAUCCAGUCUACUGGCCAAUUUUAGUUAAUCGGACAGAACUUCUUGAAAUGCGAAUAGUAGCAAUGACUUUAUUAAUUGUUUCAAGUCCUUCAUCAAGUCGAUUGAUAUCACUUUAUUGGUAUAUGCAAGGAGAACCAGAUCAGCAUCUCUACAAUUUCUUUUAUACCACUUUAAAAUCAAUGGAGCAUACAAAUUUCCCGUGCUACACGCAGAUCGGUGGUAUUGCUGCACAAUUUACACGUGUACUCAGAAAGCCAGCGAGUAAUCAAUACAUAAUGACUGGCAAUUAUUUACUUGAUUAUCAAGAUACUUUCCGAAACUUUGGUGCUAUGUUACAUGCAAUUAUUAUUGCUGAUCCUCGUACAAAUGUUCCAACAGUGUCUCAUAUUACAUUAAACAAUCAUGGUAUUGGUACUAACUUGAAUCACGUGUCGCUGUAUAUCAAAGACGAUGGAAUUUUCACUGGAGUAUUAGAACAUUUACAGAAUUUUACUCGUGUUAAAGAAGUCUUGCAGACUUUUAAAUUACCAGAAAGAAUAGAGAAGCCGUUGCACAUGGAAAUAAUUGCAAGAGUACAACAGAAGGCUGUUCUGUGCAUGUACUUUAAUCAAACUAACAUCAAAAAGGCUUUAAAAAUUAUGUUGUCCAUGGUUGAAAACGCUUAUCAUGUGUAUGAGAAUAUGGAAUUCCAUAUUAAUCAACAACGUAUUAACGUACCUCUUACUAUGGAAUCCGUGCAAGUCACUGAUUUGGGUACUAACGUAAAAAUUGCUGGUACUGUCACAUCAUUGUUUUCUAUGAGAGGAAAUUUUACUCACACCUCUGUUGGUCGUAAUAAUCACGUUAUAUUACGUACAUCAAUUCAUGGAACUGAAUCAGUUGCCUCUUAUAAUCCAUUUACUGAUUUAUGGCAUGGAGCUGAACGUGAACAAUCUAUCCAUGGUUAUUUUCCUGUCAAUGUGACAGUUGGAAUUACGGAUAAAUUAUUUUUGUCGUACAUUACACCUAGUGAAUACAUUAGAACUGGAGUGACAGCUCAUGUAAGAACCGUGACGUCUGUUAUCAGUACCAGAAAGAGGACAAUAUUGAAAAAUAUAUGUAAAUCGUGUCAGGAAAUAUAUACUGUGAGAAAACUACCAGAAAAUACAUUAAAGGAUACAAAACUCUUUGAUGUGGAAGUUCCUGAACUGGGUGGGCAGUUGUGCGUAAAGGUAUUUGAUUGUGAAAGUCAAAUAUCACACGAUGAACUUCUAGGGGAUGUGCUAUCAUCACACCGUAGCAACUAUCAAAUUUGGCCAGUUAUUCGAUCUGGAAUGCUGGGUACACACGUGGUGGACUAUUUUACUUACGUACCUCCAGGAGGAAGCUGUGGGUUGGCAGCAUAUAUAGAACCCCACAAUUUGCAUUCACAAGACAGUAUUGGAAAACCAACAGAGGUGAAACUCGAAUAUAGUAAAAAUGAUCAGUAUCACGGGUUCUUUCUAACGCGUCGGGAAUUGGGAUCAUUGAAUGUGCUUCAAAAGUGGAGCGUUGUAAUUUUCUAUGAAACAACAAGUUGGAUAUCCGACAAGUUAAAAAUCAAAGCCAGCCGUACAGUACCCGGCGGAAAAGUCAUGAAAAUUUGCAUUAACAUUGACAGAGACAGUCUUUGGGAAUGGGACUUUUUAAGCACAAAACCAAGUGACCCAUCUUCAAUUAAAUUACAUAUCGCAUGGGGACCAGCCGAUUCGGCUGCGGGAAGAUGUACAGGUUCCUCCGUAUUAUUAAAUCUAGUUGGUGAAAUCAGUUCCGAGCAAUUAAUCGAAAGCGCACAGAAGAAAUGGCCUUAUCAGGAAUGUAAGGAACAAGCACGUGGAAAACGAUUCACUCCGUACACAGAAGCAUGUUACUUAGCUUCCAGAGAAUUAUCGACAUUACGAAAAUAUGAAAUAUUUGUCAGAUAUGAGAAUCUACCUGAAAAAUUAUCAAAGACUGCCUGGAGGCUACGUGCCAUUUAUGAUUUAAUGGGAGGAAAUAGUAGCGUUGCUUUGAAUACUGACCAAUUUUUUGUAACUGCAAUAUUUCCAAAGGACUCUAGUUCUGGAGAAUUGCAUCUCAACAAAGACAAAGUGGAUAUAAAAUAUAAUCCAUAUAUCGUCGAUUACUUUUUAACAAGAACAAGAUUGCAUAAAUAUAUGGACAAUCCACUGAUUCAAACAUUUUUCAGUAGUUGUGUAUUAACACCCACCAGUAUAAGGACAUCAUAUAAUGUGUCAAUUUCGUUAAACAAAGUUCAAGAGGUCCUGAUGCUCGGUGACUGUAAAGACAAUCCAGGUUUUACAAUAUCUGCUAUAAACAAUGCGGAUACUGUCAAUAUUAUUUUUAAUGAUGAAACUGAUAGCUUGAAAAUUAUUCCUAACGAAGAAGGUGGUGCCGUUUAUAAUUAUGAACAAUAUUUACCGUUACCACAAAACUUUCAGUUUCAGUCUAUGAAUCAAAAAAAAUUAAGGUUGGAUAAUAGAUCUGUAGAUCUUAUAGUUCCUGGUUUUUUAAUAUUCCUACACUGGACUCAAGAGCAAGUAUUGAUCAUUUAUCCAAAUUUUCGAAAAGAAUCUGCGUGUGGACUGUGUACUGCCACAAACUCGAAUAUAGGAGACGCAUAUGUAAAGCUCUAGAAACAUAUGUCAUGUAAUAAUACAUUUUGUAAAACGUAUUUUAUUCAUUGUUACGAAUAAAAAUAUAAGUGCCAUAUCGCAAUA
Cephus cinctus (wheat stem sawfly) is the source of this 5150-nucleotide messenger RNA. RefSeq lists its product as uncharacterized. NCBI's taxonomy places the organism in Eukaryota, Metazoa, Arthropoda, Insecta, Hymenoptera, Cephidae. Gene Ontology annotation, molecular function: lipid carrier activity. Gene Ontology annotation, biological process: lipid transport. The record is from RefSeq and is a predicted model, not a curated record. The coding region runs from base 780 to 5066 and encodes 1428 amino acids. The transcript has 22 exons.